UGUACAGUGUACAUUAAUUGGGGACGGUAUUGAAGUUUUGUUAGCCAUUGAUUAAUAGUAAUUUUUAUUUAAACAAGUGUAUAAUGUUGAGGAAUUCGAAUUACGUGUAUGGCGACCGCUCGCUGAGCGUGCCGGCUGACUUGAAUUUCGGCAGCUACAUUAUUGAUGCUAUUUGGAAACAUGGAGACAAGACGGCUAUGACAAACUGCGCCACCAAUCAGAGCUUAAGUUACCGAGCCAUGGCGGUAGACGCCAUGAAUCUGUCCAUCUCAUUAACAGAGAGGGGAGUCAAAAGAGGAGAUGUGAUCGCCAUCAGCUCUGAGAACAGAAUGGAAUACUUUUCAACGUUGCUGGGUAUAUGCUGUACUGGAGCUACGGUCACCACCACCAACCCAACAUACACGAAAGGUGAACAUAAAUACGUUUUGGACAUUUCUAAACCUAAACUGGUAUUCUGUUCGCCAUACGCGUACAAAGCUCACGGCAAACUAUUCCAUUCGCUGCCGUACAUAAAAUCCGUAGUAGUUUACGGCGAGAGGAUCCCAAAUACAUUAUCUUACGAGGAUCUUAUACGGGGUAACGGUGUUAUCACUCCAGAGAACUUCAUGGCCAAGGACGUUGAAGGUCAAAACGACGCGGCCAUUGUAUUAUAUUCCUCAGGGACCACAGGCUUGCCCAAAGGCGUCAUGCUGACACAUCUUAAUGUCAUAGUGACGUGUCUCGUAGCUCCGUCGGUGGAUCCCAACGAGUUGACCCUAUACAUAACGCCCUGGUACCACACCAUGGGUCUCAUAGCGUCACUGAGGGUAUUCUCUAAAGGAAACGUCAUGCUGUUCUUGCCGAAAUUCGAAUGUGAUCAGUAUUUACGAACAAUAGAAAACUAUAAGGUCGGCCAGCUGGUGGUGGCGCCGCCUGUGCUGGUAGCGCUGUCAAAAUAUUCUGCUAAAUAUGACGUCAGUUCAGUGGUAGCGGCGUUUUCUGGUGCCGCUCCUCUGAAGAAGGAAACGAUUGAUGCUGCGAAGAAAAGGUUCCCGAACUUGAAGCACGUGUUCCAAGGUUACGGGAUGACGGAGACGACUUUUUCCGUAAUCAGGGAUACUUAUGACUCCGCACAUCUUAGUAAAACUGGCGGAGCCGGUACGGUCGCGGCCUGUGUCGUGAUAAAGAUCGUGGACAUAGAAACAAGACGGCCGCUAGGACCAAACUGUAGGGGGGAAAUCUGUGUGAAAGGCGCUCCAAUCAUGAGAGGCUACGUGGGAAGAGAUCGGGGAGACGACUUUGAUGACGAGGGCUUCUUCAAGACAGGAGACAUCGGUUACUACGACGACGACAAAUACUUCUUUGUGGUGGACAGACUGAAGGAACUCAUUAAAUAUAAAGGCUACCAGGUGCCACCGGCUGAAAUCGAAGCGGUGUUGACCCAACACCCCGAUAUCCUAGAGGCGGGGGUGGUGGGUGUUCCGCACGAGGGGGGCGAAGCCCCACUCGCGUUCGUAGCGCGCCGACCGGGAAGCAACCUAACUGUUGAGGAAGUCAAGAGCUACGUCGCUGAAAAGUUAUCUAACCCGAAGCAUCUCCGCGGAGGGGUCAGGUUCGUCGAGGACAUACCAAAAAAUUCAAGCGGAAAAAUAUUAAGGAAGAAACUCAGAGAAAUGCUGAAGAAUAAGAGCAAGCUGUGAUCCUUUUUUGUAGGCUUAUCGAAUUUACAUCAGUUUUAUAGAAAUAUUAACUACGUCCAAGAUAUCACUUGUAUAGGUACCUAGCUAUUAAUUUUAUGGACGUAUCAAUGUAAAAAAAAAAUGAAAAAGGGACUGCAAUUGUACGUAAAUUUAAUCUAUAGUGCUCAUUUUUGUAUGAACAAGCACGGCGUUACAAUCACGAAUAUAAUAAAAUAAUAGUGAUUUUUUUCAAAUUAACUUCUAUUUUGGUCCUUUCUAGACUUCUAUAGUACUAGAUAAUUGGUGCUUAGUAUUUGGUCCACGAACAUCAUCUUUUUGGUCGUUUACCUUUACGUGUCCUGGCUGAGGGUAGACCUCGGUUGUUUGUACACUUGUCAGAUCCGGACGAUUCAGAAAUAUAGAGAUUGCAGAUAUAUAGAGUAGUUUAGGGAAUCGGAUCAUGUAAUACGAAUUGAAAAUAACAUAACAAAAUUUUAUUCAAUUUUAAACACCUUCCACAAGUUACACAAACAUACGCCAAAAAUGCCUUAAAUCGUUUUGCAAAUGAGGUGCUAUUUCUACACUACCGGACCAAUGAACCAAAGACAAUCAAGAGCGGAACCAAAAAAAAGCCUUCAAUUAAGAAAACCGAAUCGAAAUCUGUCAAUCCGUUUGUGAGCUACGAAACCACAGACACACACAGACUUCAAACUUAUAACACUUCUAUUUUGUGUCGGAUAUUGAAAUAAGACCAACGAAACAAGAUAAAUUUUGUAAAUAACUCGUUCAAUAAAUUGCCCUUGUAUAAUUUUUAAUUGUUGAAAACAAAAAAAUAUUUUUUUUGAAAUGCUCUAAGGAAAU
Danaus plexippus (monarch butterfly) is the source of this 2519-nucleotide messenger RNA. RefSeq lists its product as uncharacterized. Gene Ontology annotation, biological process: fatty-acyl-CoA biosynthetic process; long-chain fatty acid metabolic process. The coding region runs from base 84 to 1679 and encodes 531 amino acids. NCBI's taxonomy places the organism in Eukaryota, Metazoa, Arthropoda, Insecta, Lepidoptera, Nymphalidae. The record is from RefSeq and is a predicted model, not a curated record. The transcript has 9 exons. Gene Ontology annotation, molecular function: long-chain fatty acid-CoA ligase activity.